Peronospora farinosa is the source of this 1167-nucleotide messenger RNA. NCBI's taxonomy places the organism in Eukaryota, Oomycota, Peronosporomycetes, Peronosporales, Peronosporaceae. The record is from the annotation of a GenBank genome assembly.
AUGGGAGCUUCACAAUCGUGGUGCUAUGGAGCAAAUCCAAGUCGAGAAGACAAUUUACCACAGCCAGGCAAGCAGCGUCCCAAUGGUUUCAAGCACGACCUAAACGUACACGUCGUUGGCUCCAGACCGGUAAUGUCAGCACCACAGCUCAUUAAGCUGCAAGGCCCGUCGUACAGCAGUGGGAGGAUGGAAGCCAAGUAUGAAAUGCUGGACGAGAUUGGACAUGGAGGAACUUCGGUCGUGUACAAGUGUCGUGAACGUCGUACAGGUAUUGUACGGGCUUGCAAGAUUAUUGAUCGACGUGCAGUCGAGAGAGAACACAAUGUAGUCAUGGAGCAAUUUCAAGUUGAGAUUCAAGUGCUCCAGUCGCUGAGACACCCAAACAUUAUCCAGAUUGAAGACGUGUUCUUGUCAGAUUCGAAGAUCUGCAUGGUGACAGAGUAUAUGGGUGGCGGUGAGCUGUUUGAUUAUGUCGUCGAUAGGGGGACGUUGUCGGAGGUUGAAGCAAGCACAAUUGUUCGACAGAUUACAUCGGCGGUUGCCUACCUGCACGCACGUGGAAUCAUUCACCGCGAUCUCAAGCCAGAGAAUCUCAUGUUGACAAGCAAGUCACGUGGAGCUGAUGUGAAAAUCAUUGACUUUGGUCUUGCAAAGUUGCUGGACGCAGAUGACAAGACGGCUUCGUUUCUAGGAACAAGAGGUUAUCUCGCCCCUGAAAUGCUCCAGCGUCAGGCUUACUCUAUGUCUGUAGACAUGUGGGCGCUCGGAAUCAUCGUCUACGUUUUGCUCUGUGGUUGCCUACCCUUUGGUGAUGAUGGCGGCAAAAUCGCCAACGAAAAGGCAGCUCAGGCAAAGUUUUGUCUUCGUUUUCCUCGAUGGGCUAGCGGUUUAUCAGAGACUGCAAAAGAUUUACUUCGGCAAUUGCUUGAGGUGGAUUCGACCGAUCGAUACUCUGCAGAUCAGGCAUUGGCACAUCCGUGGGUCACUGGUGCUCGCACACCCAAUAAAUUUCUCAAGUCACCGAAUUAUCUUCGCACGAUCAAACAAGAACAAGUGAGCAAGAAAUUGAAAGGCCGCAUGAACGGGAUGCAAUUGCCAAAUGGCAAUGGAGCGGAAGAGUCCAAUGACGAUGGAAUUGCAAUUAGCAUUCGAAGACAGUCUCGCUGA